This is a messenger RNA of Piliocolobus tephrosceles (Ugandan red Colobus), 3126 nucleotides long. RefSeq lists its product as uncharacterized. The transcript is spliced from 11 exons. The record is from RefSeq and is a predicted model, not a curated record. NCBI's taxonomy places the organism in Eukaryota, Metazoa, Chordata, Mammalia, Primates, Cercopithecidae. The coding region runs from base 2246 to 2881 and encodes 211 amino acids.
GCCCGCCCGCCCGCCGGGGGCCGCCCGCCUGCCAGGGAGGGGCCGCGCGGACGGGCGAGCGCCGCGUGCCGGGGAGCGGAGGCUGCAGAGCGCCCGGCAGCCGAGAUGCAGCGGCGCCGCCCGAGCCCGGGGCGCCAGGGGUCGGGGCACGCCGGGAGAGGCCCGACGCGGUGCCGAAGGAAGGGUGGUCUUUUCCGCAGAGUUGCAGCUGGAGGACCGAAAGUUUUUGCAGGCAACCCUUGCUUCCAGCUUGUCCCUCUCUCCCCGGGUCCCUGUCGCCCACCGCGAGGCGCCCCCGCGGUAGUCCCGACGGCUUGGUGGGGAGGAGGCCGUGAGGGGUUGCGACCUCCACCACCACCCGAGCCAGGGAAGGGACCCUGGUGACCUCUCCUCCCAGCCUUCACCCCCGUCACCCCUUUCUUCUUUUUCCUGGAGGACUUUGGACCGUGGAGAUUCUGCAGUUGUUGCUCUGGGAGCUGAAACCAGUGGGUAGAUGUGGUUCUGAAACGCAGCACCCUUUUAGCUCUCACCACUGCUUUUUCCCAAGUUGUCACAGCUGAAGCGCACUGAUUUGAAGUUGCUUUGUACGGACUGAGUUCUGCCCUGGCUGAGCCAUCUAAUAAUGUCCCUGAGCUUGGCACCCUGUAUUUCUAAGCCAGUGUUAAGAUGGGCGAGGAAGGAGGAGCUGCCGAUUUGCCUUUAGUUGUGAUGUUUGUUCAACCAAUAUUGCCUGUUAUGGAACAGCUGCCUUCAGGAGGGAAAGAUGGGUGAGACCUAUCCUCACCCUCACAGAGAAGCAGUCUGGUGGUCUCUGAAAGAAGGAAAUUGUGAAACUUACCGACUCCUUGGGAAAACAGGACAGUGUGUUAUACAUGACGUUGUUCAACAUUUGCCAUGUCCAGAAGAUCACGGGAAACAGAACCUCACCUCAUGCCCACAGGAUGCUGUAAAGAUGGGCCCAAUGACGACAGCCAGCUCAGAUCUUGGUGAAGCUUCCCGUGAGAUGAUUUUCCAAGACAAAUAUCUCAGACUUAGGGAAAUGAAUUAUUGACAGAUAUUGUCUUCUAAGUAUCUAAAAAGGCCAACCUCUGUGAGUGGUAGUUGGGAAUUUUCUUGAACGAUGUGGACGCUCCCAGCUGUCCGUCAGGCCAGAAGGGAGAAAGUAGAGCCAUGGAAAGUGAAGCCUGGAGGAGAGGGAGAGAGCAGACCUGAGACAGGGCAUGGAACCCCUGGGCUUCUCAGAGGGGAAGGGACUGAAGUUCUCUCUGGGUGGUGGGAGAAAAGCAGAUGAACCCUGUGGGCUGGGAGCUGGGCCAGGCAGCGUCUGGAAAGGGGACCUGUCUGGAAUGACCAAGGUGUGACUCUGGAAUCCUUCAAAUCCAGUACCCCAUUGUAAGGUUUUCUGUAUUGUCAUUUCUUUUACUUUACCCAAGAUUUUGUCAUUUAGACUGAGCCUUUGAUAGCUGUGCUAUGGGAAACUAAAUUAUGAGUUUAUACUUGUGUAGGAGCCACAACAGGAAGGCUGCAAGUAUCUAGCUCAUGCCAGCCCUGUGUGGUAACAUCACCAUUAUUCAAGAAAAGAUGGCAGUGCUGGGACCCCGGCAGGCAGCCAAGUACCAAAUAGUAAAUGCCUAACUCUCAUCAGUUACCUUGCAUCGUGGGCUUCUUCGAUCAGAAAUCUAGUAUUGGCAGCAUGUCAGAUGGCCACCAGUUACGAAGAGCUUCCCCAUUUCCGAAACCCCCCAGCUUCUCAAGGGUCUGCGAACUGGAGAAACCAGUUAUGCUAAAGGAGUCAUAGACCCAUUCUUUUCUCUUUUUGAGGGCUGGGGUGGGGAAUGGUAGAGUGGAACAACAUCUUCUAUUCAUCUACUCCUUCAAGAAGCAUUUCCAGAGCUCUCCUCUGUGGCAGGCCCUACCCGAGAGGUGGAAAAGAGAAAUCUGGACACGUCGUAUGUCUCGGUUUUCCAAAGGCAUUUCACGAAGUCAGUAAUAAACUCUGUUGGGCUGAAUGGUGGCCCCUGAAGAUAUCAGGUCCUAAUACUUGAAACCUAUGAAUGUUACCUUAUAUGGUAAAGGCUUUGUAGAGGUGAUUAAGUUAAGGAUCUUGAGUUGGAGAGAUUAUCCUGGAUUAGCCAGUUAGGCCCUAAAUGCCAUUUAAUGUAUCCUUAUAUAAGAAGGAGGCAGAGAAAUAAUGACAUGCACAGAGGAAAAAGCGAUGUAAAGAUGGAGCAGGAAAGAUUUAAAGAUGUUGGCGAUGGAGAUUGGAGUGAGACAGCUACACACCGAGGAACACUGCAGCCAGGGGGAACUGGAAGAGAUGGAGAACAGAUUCUCCCCACAGAGCUGCUGGAGGAGUGAGGGAUUUUGGCCCAUUGAUUUUGGCCCACUGAAACAGCUCCAUCAAAGGCAGGCUGACUAUGGGAUUCUGCCACCAUGGCCACAGUCGAUUGGAGUGGGAAAGUACCUGAGCCAUGGCCAUAACGUGGUCUGGGGUAAAAGCCUGCCCACGAAGGCGACAGUGCCAAAUGCAGCUGAGGAGAUGUCCUUCAUGGAAUUUGAAGGAGAACCCAAAGGGGCACAUAUGAAAAACUGGAUGAUGCCAACUGUCGGUGAGGAUACGGUACAACAGGAAAUCUAUAUGCUGCUGAUGGAAUGUAGGAUUACAGAAACUUCUUUGGUCUAUUUCCAUGACUGCAUUCAGUGGAGAUGUUAUGCCCAGACCGUUUAUUCCCCGAAGAAGACCACUAGAGUCCAGAGUCAAAGCCAAGCAGCAAGGAUCUUUAUUACAGCAAUCAUUGAGAGUUCCUGUUGCUCCACAUCCUUGCCAGCAUUUGCCAUUGUUGGUGUUUUGGAUUUUGGCCAUUCUAAUAGAGAGCUGUGAUCACUUGAGGGUGUCGUGUCAACCUCGUCUCAUGCACCAGCUGAAUUCAGUGACACUAACAUCCUGGAUCCUGCAGAUGAGAGUAUUAUGACUGCACUACCAGGGAGGCUGCCUGGGGCUGGACACUGCUGUGCUCCGGAGGUGCUUGGUUUGCAGUGUGGGUGGAGUCAACCUGAGAGAAAGCCACAGAAACGCCUUGAGCUGGAGCCCCAGGCUAGUGUUGCUACGCUUUUUUUUUUUUUUUU